Messenger RNA from Podarcis raffonei (Aeolian wall lizard), 700 nucleotides. Its product is annotated as immunoglobulin superfamily member 1-like. The transcript is spliced from 2 exons. Bases 161 to 700 code for a protein of 179 amino acids. Lineage: Eukaryota; Metazoa; Chordata; Lepidosauria; Squamata; Lacertidae. The record is from RefSeq and is a predicted model, not a curated record.
CAAGUUAUCCAAACCCAACAUCACCCUGGCUCACACUCAGUGGGUUGUCCGGGGUGGAAAUGCCACCAUCAAUUGCCAAAGCCAAGACUGGGCUGCAAAGUUCCUUUUUGAGAAGGCUGGAAAACAAAUACCUCUUCAAGUCAUAGAGAUUAAUGGGACCAUGGGCACAUUCUUCAUGAAAGAUGCUAACUUGGAGGAUGGAGGGAACUAUAGCUGCAGGUACAGUGUCAAGGAGAAACCUUUUAUCAUCUCAGAGCCCAGUGACUUCGUGACAAUCAAGAUAACAGAUCCUGAUCUACCCAGGCCCAGCAUUUCUUUUCAUCCUAGUGCAAUGCCACAGCUGGGGGAAAACAUCACCAUUCAGUGCUCUUUCAAUAAUUCAUACAAGGCAUGCUAUCUUUAUAAAGAUGAUGGUAAGAAGGAAUUACAGUCAGUGGAGACAAGUAGCUCUGAUGCUGUGUUCCUCAUCAACAAUGCGAGUGAAGUUGACGGAGGGAGCUACUACUGCAAUUAUAGACCCCAAUCAGGGCCCUUCAUCUCGGAGGCAAGUAAUACCGUGGACCUUUACCUAGUAGGUGAGGAUCUUCAUUCACGAUCUUCUAAACUAAUGAAUUUUGGUGCCCAACGUGGCAUAUUUUGGUAUAACUUGCCCCAUAAACAAAUCAGAAUGAAUGCUCAGCCAAGACUGGAUAUGCUCUAA